Molecule: messenger RNA, 2259 nt
Organism: Alternaria rosae
Lineage: Eukaryota; Fungi; Ascomycota; Dothideomycetes; Pleosporales; Pleosporaceae
Exons: 2
Coding region: 1-2259 (752 amino acids)
Biological process (GO): regulation of transcription by RNA polymerase II; DNA-templated transcription
Cellular component (GO): chromatin
Molecular function (GO): zinc ion binding; DNA-binding transcription factor activity, RNA polymerase II-specific; RNA polymerase II cis-regulatory region sequence-specific DNA binding
Source: RefSeq, a predicted model, not a curated record
AUGGCGGACUUCAACGAUACAAUAGAAGAGUCCUCUGCGAAUGCAUGGGCGUGGAAUAGCAAUGUCGACAACAACAUGCUCGCUCCGGACCCAUUUGGCCUACCUGGCUUGAGUCUUUCAGACGUGAACUGGUUAUCGCCACAAUAUUCCGGCCCUGUCGAUCUGGAUGCACUACUUGCAAACUUCGGAGGCCAAGCUAAUGGCACUGUGGAGCAAUGGACAUGUUCUAUCGCGGCCAUAACACCCUCAAUACCCGCAAUCACCACAACGUCACACUUAUCCGAUCCAGGUAGGAACGUACCCGAUAUAGACCGGCAGUCAAAGGAUACUGUCUCCGUAGUAUCUACAUCGACGUCGGAAAACAGAUACUAUGUUGAUGGGGCAGGUGCCAGAGCCCCGUUUGGUGGCAAAUCUCAGCACUCGAUUUGCUCAGAAGAAACCAUCGACUUGCAAGAUGCGGAAGCCAACGAUGCUUCUGCGCCGCUUCAUGCCUCCGACGAGGAUACAUUGUGUCCAUCAGCAGCCUAUCAAUCUCUACUGGAGGGCAUUGCUGCUGAAAGCCGCCAUAGCCUCGUCGAGAUGAGCGCUUUGAACUUUCCUACGUAUGGGCAAGUCGUUACUUCUGUCCGCCAAUACUUUGACACUUUCCACCAGGUCUUCCCCUUCCUGCGGCGAUCGUCCUUUGCACAAUAUGCCUCUGAAAGCUGGCUCUUGCUACUCGCCGUCUCGGUUAUCGGCUCAAGAUACUCACAGCUAUCGCAGCAUUCGCGGAUAAGCGAUCAAUUUUCUGGUCUGCUACGUGCUAUUAUCACACGAUGUAAGUAUGGUCUAGACUCGCAAAGUUCGGCAGGCAACGAGGACGUCGACUACAGUCCGAGCCCUACCCAUUCUAUUGCUCGCCCAGACCUAAAGGUCGUACAAGCUGGUAUCCUGAACAUUGCUUGCAUGCUGCACUCGGGGAAGAAGGUUCUGGUUGAGCGGGCCCAUGUAGAACGACACUAUCUAGUCGAGGUUUGCCACGCACUAAGUCUGCUCGCUCAGACGAAGAAGUCUUACGAUCUGACAAGGGCGGCGGAUCCUGGGCAAAAUCCCGACCUUCGCGAAUGGCUGUCCAGAGAGGCAAUGAUUCGUACUGGGAUGAUGGUUUGGACCCUCGAUACGAUGUUUGUCUAUGAGUUUCAGGCCAAGCCUCUCAUCCAGUUCGACGAUAUCGACGCAGUGUUGCCAUGUCACGAGGAUAUAUGGGAACAACCGGGCUUGAUUCGACAAAACCAAAGGCGUCUUUCGAGUGUUACCUUUAUGGAAGCACUAGAGAUGGUGUACGUGGAAAAGCGCCUGCCCGUUGAUCUCGGAGAGUUCAGCAUGGGCCUACUUGUCAGUGCCAUCUGUCGUCAUACCCGGGACGUUGUAGCCCGAGAUCGCAUCCGUCUCAACUCAUGGACUCCAACAUCUACGCCACAGCGACGUAGUGAUAUGCCGCCGCCCAUACAUCAAGACUGGUUGCCGACAACGCGGUCUUCCAUCAAGUGGCGCAACAGCGCCUGCGAUAGCUUGGAUGUCCUGCAUUGGCCUGCGAAUAGUAAGGUCGCACGCCACUCGGGUUUCGAGCACCACACUAUUCUCCAGCUGCAUCUAGCUCGCCUGAUCAUACUUGCGCCCACUAGCGCCAUACAACGGUUCGCAUCGGGAUCUGCAUCCAACGAAGUCGCACUAGUUGAUGAAGAAGACGGACAUUCAUUCGCUACAGCGCGGAUUCAGGUCCUACAAUGGGUCAUUCGAGAUCACUGUAAAGCUAGACUGUGUCUGGUGCAUUGUGGGGCUCUUUUCUGGCACGUCCGCAGGUACAGUCGUAGUAGCCUGUUCGAGCCAUAUGCAAUCUACAUCGCCACGCUCAUACUCUGGGCUUUCUGCGUCUGCAUGCAUCUUCCUGAGGCCAUAGAAGCCAUCGCUUCCGAGUCAGAUGAGGAACCGGAACCAUCGUUCCUCCAUCUUGACCGGCCGUUGGACGAUGAGCUAGUACAGACAUAUGUGCGCAUGGGGCAUAAGAUGUCGGCAUACAUUGCCAAUGUCGGCAGUCUUGAGCUUGAAGCAGCUCCGGUGCGGAUUGCGAAAGAAGGGAUCUCAAUUCUAGCCAAACGCUCUGGGUUUUCAUCAAAUCCAGACGACAAUCCAUCAUCUUCUUCGCAAGACGCGAGUCACACAUGGGGCAUCGAACGGUCUUAUAUAAAUCUGCUUCGACUUCUCACGAAAGAGCGAUAA